GCUGCUCGCUGUCACGGUCGCGGUGUUGACCGCGGGCACCGGGAAGCCUCGAGAGACCCGGCAGCCAUCGACCGUGACGCCGGGCCGGUGACCGUCCCAAGUUGGAGCUCACCCUCCUGGGACCGCGGGCUUGUGGAGGCGAGGCCAUUCCUGAGCCCGGCCAGCACCGUUCCCGCUGGCCUAUGACAGCUAAGAGCGGAUAAAGAUGAAUGUCAUGCAUCAUCCAAUAUGAAUGUUCUGGAAGUUAGAAGACACUUGCUAAGUCAGCUUACUUCAUCCUGGCAACUUCAGCAGUAAUUUCAGCCAGUUUACAUUUAAUGGAAGAAGACCAUUGUCUGCUCAUGUACAUGUCUAAUUCAUAAUAGUUUAUAUUCUUUAAAGUCGAUUUGUCCAUAUAUUUGAAUUAUGACUCUCCAAGGCUCUUGGAGUAAUGGGAUCAAGACAGAUGUGAGCCCUGCCCUUGUAGAGUCUUGAGUCUGCUGAGGAAGAUACACAUUAAAUUACAUCAAUAUAAGUAUGAUCUGUAUUGGGAGAAGAGAACUAAAUUGUACAAGGGCGAUAUAGCAUCUCAGAACUUCAGCUCAUCUGGCUGUACAGAAAGACUUGGUACAAAAGAUGAAAGAGUGAAGGCAGGAGAAAACUCUAGAAGGCAGGAAGAGAAGACCUUCUGGCUGGGGCAACAGCAUGGGGGUGGAGCAGAAGAGUGGCUUUGUUGGAGAAAAGUUACUGCUCAAGUCACAUACAUCAUAAUGCGGAAUUCUUCAUCAGUACCACCAAAAGAUGAAGAUGAAUCAAACAUUCCUCCUGGAACAGCACAGAGUGGGAAAAGUUUACAGAAUAAGAGUCAGUUUAGGACCAUCGCACCAAAAAUUGUGCCUAAAUUCUUAACAUCCAGAGUGAUGCCCUGUCCUUCCUCACUUUCUGACCAAGGGAGUCUGGCUCUAACCUCCAAGCCUCUGGGCAUACCCACCCAGAACUAUGCUCUGAUGCAGGUGGCCGGCCAGGAGGGGACGUUUUCUCUUUUUGCUUUGCCGAACGUUACCUCAGCUCAGCCAGUUCAGAAGCCCAGAUUGUCCCUGCAUGAAAACCUUAAACUGCCUAUUCCUCGAUACCAACCACUAAGUAACAAAGGGUUAAGAAAGAAAGAGGACCUGACCUCUCCCAAGAGUAGCUGGAAUGAACCUCCUGGACCACCCCAGACAUGCCAAAUGUCCCCUUCCCCACAAGCCCGUCCUGAACUGCCUCACAAGACCAGCCCGUUCAAGUCAAUGCCCACUGUAAACCCUUACCCCACCAUCAAAACAGCUACACUGGCCAGUAGUAUUGGCCCAGGAGAUAUGAAUUCUCUAGUGACCAACAGUUGUGGAGACCUGAAGCUUCCUGCCAUCCCAGCAUGCUCUAAAGAGGAUUCCUCUUUCCCACAGAACCUCUCAGCAAUCAUGCUGAAAGCAGACUGUGCCCGGAAGGAGGCGCCCACUAAUCCUGCCGUUGCUGGGGAAGAACUUAAAGAACAGGUGGCUCCUACACACACUGUCUUCAGCAGUGUGACUCCGCUGGUCUCUGUAGUACCGAAGGGUAAACUGCCCAUCCUACCCUUCUCAAGAAUGAAAGCCACAGAGGUGGACAAAGUGGAAUCAGAUGCUGAUUUUGCCAAAUUAUCUUCAUCUGGAUGCAGGGCACACUGUGAUGAGAGACUGUCCAUCACAGAAAGAUUUGAUGCAGCCACCACAUUACCCAGCAAGAUAACUGCUCUGCAUGGGCCAAACCAGAAUACUUAUGAAAGUGCCUUCUGUCCUGUCACCAAAUUAGAUCUCAGCCACAAAGUAAAGCCAAGUAGUGGAGCACCAAAGAGAAGAGGAAGAAAAUGGAAAGUGCCAGAUGAGAUUUUAGCAUUGCAGGGCAAAAGGAGGAAAUACAUCAUUGGUCUGUGUGGAGAUGGAGUAGAAAGGGGGAGAGACAGUCCCCAAGAACCCAGAGACCAGAAGCCCAAGGCUGCUUCGAGAAAAUACCGUAGUAUCAUGCCUAAGCCCGUGAUCGUCAUGUCUGCUUGGGCACCCCUGGCAUCUUCUGCAGCUGCCCUGCAGUCCCCAGCUCCCAGCAGCCUCAGGCAGGGUGUUCUGCUGAACAAUGCACUGCCUCCAAGAUGUCUUGGCUCCAAGCAGAGUGACAGCCCUGCCCCUAAGCCCAGUUCUGUGCUCAGAAACGGAUUCUCUGGCAUUAAGAAGCCUUGGCACAUGUGUCCCGUUUGUAACCACCACUUUCAGUUCAAACACCACCUUCUAGACCACAUGAAUACACACACCAACAGACGGCCUUACAGUUGUGGGAUCUGUCGUAAAGCCUACGUCCGUCCCGGCAGCCUGAGCGCACAUAUGAAACUUCACCAUGGGGAAAAUCGCCCUAAGAAGCUAGUGUGCUGUGAGUUUUGUGCAAAAGUGUUUGGUCAUGUCCGAGUCUAUUUCGGCCAUCUGAAGGAGGUGCACAGAGUUGUGAUCAGCACAGAGCCCUCCUCCAGUGAACUGCAGGCAGGAGACACACCAAGGAGCAAGGACAGAGAUGCCUGUGUGCAAGCACCUGAUGGCCCUCUGGAGAGGGAAACCAAGUCAAGUUUGGAAGAAGAUUUCCUUCUCAACCAGGCAGAUGAAGUCAAGUUGCAAAUCAGAUGUGCCCGUUGUCAGAUCACUGCUCAGUCUUUUGCUGAAAUUAAGUUCCAUUUACUUCAUGUUCAUGGGGAAGAGAUCCAGGGCCGGCUUCAAGAGGUGUUCUUACCAGGCAGCAGAGCGGGUGCUCCGCACCAGAAGCAGCACACUGAGAAAAGGAAGGAAGUGAAGCCUUGUGCCUCUGCAGAGGACUCCCCAGCAUUUCCUAAUGUGAAAAGACAGCCGCCCCCUCAUCAGAACAGGGAGGAACUGUGGGCAGAAAGUGAAGGUGCCCAGUGGGAAAUGAGAAGCCCACAGCACCCCACCAGGCUUCUCUGGUCCCAUUCAGGCUUUAACUGCCUGCUCUGCGCCCAGAUAUUGGGGAGGAAGGAGGACCUGCUUCUUCACUGGGUGCACCAGCACAACUGUGAGGAGCCCGCCAGACUCUGGGCUCUCCUGGGUGUGUUCUCUCACCAGGGAGCUCCUGAGUUCCCCAGUGAAGUAAGGCAGUGACACUGAGGCCACCCAGCUGAAGAAAUGUCACACUAUGGCCUUUCUGUCAUGUUCUGUUCCUGUUAGUAUUUAAUUAUAAGGAUCCAGUACCUCCAGGGCCAGCACCAGUGUCCUGAGGUAAUUUUUGUGCAUAGUUUUAUUUUCUUAAGAAAUGAAGUAUGUGCCCUGGAUGCAUUUCUAACAUAUGUUGUCUCACCUUAAAACUCCAUGCAUUCUCUAAUAUUGUAGACUUUAUCUCAUAAUAAAUAAAAGGUUCAAAUUAAGAAAUUGAAA
This is a messenger RNA of Myodes glareolus (Bank vole), 3425 nucleotides long. The record is from RefSeq and is a predicted model, not a curated record. Lineage: Eukaryota; Metazoa; Chordata; Mammalia; Rodentia; Cricetidae.